AUGAGCAGAGAGAGAACCAAUCAACCAGAGGCAGGCUGGUCGAACAAAAUCCACUUACAACACAAUGUUCCAGUUAUUAGGGACACUUCUCGCACGCCCAAUCUCGACAGAGCACAAGUAAAUGCUACAACUGCCACGACUGGUGGGCAAUCAGCAGUCGGGAAUGCAGAUACCACAGAUAUCGUCGAAAAGGGCAUCUUAGCUCAAAACAAUGUAUCCGACUCGGACAAAUCCACCAUAACGCCCUAUGAGGAGAAGGAUGACUUUCCUGAAGGCGGUCUUCGAGCAUGGCUCGUGGUGCUUGGAGCAUUCUGUGGCUCCUUCUCCGUCUUCGGCAUUAUCAACAGCACAGCAAUUCUGUUGGAAUACUUCAGCACUCACCAGCUUCAAGACAAAAGUGCUAGUCAGAUUGGAUGGAUCUUUGGAUUGGCCCUGUUUCUGACAUUCUUCUGCGGUGCGCCAAUUGGACCGAUCUUCGACGCUUAUGGUCCUCAGUAUCCUAUGAUGAUCGGGUCCGUGUUCUUACUGGCUUCGAUGUUCCUUCUUGGGCUAUGCACUCAAUAUUGGCACUUCAUCAUGGUGUACAGUGUGCUUAAUGGAAUUGGCGGAUGUCUCAUCAACACCCCUUGCAUUGCGUCUAUUGGACACUGGUUUCUCGCCAAGCGAGGCAAUGCUACCGGUGUUGCUAUGACCGCGGGGUCAAUUGGAGGCAUCAUAUUUCCACUUAUGCUUCAGAAACUCUUCCCAGCUGUUGGCUUCCCUUGGGCGACCCGGAUCCUAGGUUUUAUCCUCUUAUUCCUCUUAGUGGUCAUGAAUCUGUUGGUGAAAAGUCGACUACCUCGCAAGCCGAUGACCAGCUUGAGAAGUGUGUCACCUGAUCUUGCUGUCUUCAAAGACUUGCCCUUUGCUGCAAUAACGUUGGGCAUUUUCCUCAUGGAAUGGGGAAUUUUUGUACCUCUUACGUAUAUUACUGCAUAUGCAACGUCUCACGGCCACAGUUCUGCAUUUGGCUUUCAAAUCAUCGCCAUACUCAAUGCUGGCUCGGUUUUCGGACGCUUCUUCGCUGGCUUGGUAGCGGACAUGAUGGGAAGAGUGAAUACAUUGAUCCUCAGCAUUGCAAUGUGCGUGCUGUCUUGCUUUGCACUGUGGCUUCCCGCCGGGAACUCCACUGCCAUGAUUGUUGUAUUUGCUGCGAUCUUUGGUUUCGUCAGUGGCAGCAAUCUAAGUCUUAGUCCUGUUUGCAUCGGCCAAAUGUGCAAAACCGAGAAUUAUGGACGCUACUUUGCCACCUGUUGGAUGUUUGUCGCUUUUGGGACAUUGACUGGACUUCCUAUUGCAGGGCAGAUUCUAGAACUCUGCAAUGGGGAAUACUAUGGCUUGAUCAUCUUCGCUGGCUUGUCUUAUGUUGCUGCUGGCAUCUGUCUCAUCACUGCCAGAGUGCUGAAAGUCGGAUGGAGAUUCAACGUCAUCUACUGA
Mollisia scopiformis is the source of this 1476-nucleotide messenger RNA. RefSeq names its product MFS general substrate transporter. Gene Ontology annotation, biological process: transmembrane transport. Gene Ontology annotation, cellular component: fungal-type vacuole membrane. Gene Ontology annotation, molecular function: transmembrane transporter activity. NCBI's taxonomy places the organism in Eukaryota, Fungi, Ascomycota, Leotiomycetes, Helotiales, Mollisiaceae. The coding region runs from base 1 to 1476 and encodes 491 amino acids. The record is from RefSeq and is a predicted model, not a curated record. The transcript has 2 exons.